Sphaeroforma arctica JP610 is the source of this 2037-nucleotide messenger RNA. RefSeq lists its product as hypothetical. The transcript has a single exon. The record is from RefSeq and is a predicted model, not a curated record. The coding region runs from base 140 to 1399 and encodes 419 amino acids. NCBI's taxonomy places the organism in Eukaryota, Ichthyosporea, Ichthyophonida.
AAAUAUUUAUCAUACAUACAUAGCCUCCUCUUAUGUUCUUUUUAGGAGGCGGAUUUACUUUAAAUUCAACCCAGGAACUGAUGAACACUGUUCGCAUAAACGCACUGUCUACAUAUUAUGUUUUACUAUCAGAGGCAUCAUGGAAGGGUAUGCAAGUUUGCGUAGUACCAAUUCCCCACCCUCAGAUACAGUAUUGGAUACUUCGAGUGUCGGAGACAGAACCGGUGAGGAUAUCACCAACGAAUAUGUAUUGGAUGACCAAACUAAUUAUACAGCUUCGCUAGAUUCGACAGGAGUACGGAAGCGGAGCAAGCCAAAACCAAUAAACAGCGAGUCACAGGCCGGUCUAAUAAGUGAUGACAACAGCGAUGAGGAAGAUACCUUGAUGGACUAUGAUGUGUUACAAGAGUAUAGAAAACGAAGUAGAAAAAAGUACUACUAUUGUAAAGUAUUUACUGCGUGUUUGCUCACAGUGUGUGCGGCUUUGGCAGUGUAUUACCUCUGCUUAGUGAUAAGUAAGUUCACAGUCGUGGAACAGUCCGAGCCCAACGUGAAUGUGAUGCUUGGUCGGCCGUAUACACAGCAGGAGUUGGAUGAACUCAGGGGGAAAGUGUGUACUAACUGUGCAGGUAUAGGCGCCACAGUGGGUAUGCCCGUACCCGAGACAACACCGUACAAACCUUACGGAUACGAAACGAAGAUAGACUAUAGUGUGAACUGUUAUGUAGUGUACCCAGAUGAAGAGGGAGAUGGAUCGGAAUAUUCGUUAACUGAAAUGACCGAGGUUGAAGCCUUGUCGGCGAAUAGUACAGUUCAUGGGUUGGGUACAGUGUUCCUGACACAUACAGGUCCGUGUGGCGUGUGCUCGAGUCUAGAUGAUUUGUACGUAUAUUUGUCUACGCCUGAUUUGACUAACCCCGUGCGUGCGUGCGGGCUCAAGUUGGAUCCCCAGAAACAGGUAGAGUGCAUUGAGAACAUAGGGUUCAGUGAGGCCUGUUCAUGGAUAUGGGUGCACAACACGCGCAACACCAAACAAUCGGAUGCAGAAGGGGGCUGUUUUGGCACGUGUAUAAUUCACAUCACAUCGGAUAACAACGACGCGAGCGCCGAUGGUAGUCUCAUCGCCAAGGUGAAAAACCUGUUCAUCGAGGCUAAUCCUUGCGAUCCAGACACGUGCUUAAACACUAUAAACGGAAAUCCAGCAUGCAGUCCUGAGCAAUGGCAGGAUGGCGAGUACCGUCUCAAUGCAUGUAUAGCUUGCGAUGAGUGUCGGUCAGGCCCUAUCUUUCAGAAAGUGAGUGGACGCACCAGAAGGAAUUCAGGUAUCAGCUCAGCGAUUACCAGACCCCCAGGAUACAUAUCGGAGGUAUACCAUCUGUAUGGGAAUCGCAGGGAUUGAUACGUUGGCACAGAAAACUAGAAAAUUAUACCACGACAACGGGUCUGCAUAGCCUAUUCAGUCUGACGAGUAGUGCAGGAGUCGUACACGAUUCGAAUUGUCUUGUAUCAAGACGAAUAACAUCUGUAAGGAAAUUUAUGUAAUACUAUAGAAAAAUUUUCACAUACAUACGUACACGUACACGUACACGUACAUGUGCACGUACAUGUGCACACUGAACACCCGUGCCGAAAUAUAUAAUCGAACUUGAUGUAUGUGUACACACGCAUCUGCAUUCAGAACAUGGGUCAGGCCUAGAAUUUAUAAUUAAAUAGAUAUAUGCAUGUGAUCACACAUGCACAGAAAUACACACAUGCGCAAUACCACUCGCACCUUCGCGCGUUUCAUAUAUACACCUGUGUGGCCUAAUUUGUAUGUGCAAACAUGGCAAUUACACAUACUCAACUCUAUGACCUAAUUAAACUAACACAUAAAAUAUUUAGGACAUCACUGCAUAAGUUUGACGAGAGCUUUAGGAACGAUAUUUCACAUACACGCGUUGAUACAUCUGAUACACCGAACUUGAAGGAAGAUUAACUUCUAUGAUAUCUCAUAAAACACAAAAACAUUUAUAACUAAUAAAAAAACAAACAAACAAG